Molecule: messenger RNA, 4455 nt
Organism: Pelodiscus sinensis (Chinese soft-shelled turtle)
Lineage: Eukaryota; Metazoa; Chordata; Testudines; Trionychidae
Source: RefSeq, a predicted model, not a curated record
CUACAUUGUUGACAGGCCUCCCAGUCAUGAACUCUAUCUGCCACCCUACACAAGUGGGUUGUCUUAGUCUAGAGUGGCCUCUGCUCCCAGCGCUCUCUUGGCUGCAUGGGUUCCUGUGCGCCUGCACCAGCUAGUCGUCUUCUACUGUCACGCACACUGGUAUGCUCUGGCAGGUACAAACUGAAAGCUGCUCACACAUCUCGUUGAAACGUUUCCCCAGGUAUUUGAUUGACAGUCGGUGGUUCAAACAGUGGAAGAAGUAUGUGGGUUUUGACAGCUGGGACAUGUACAACGUGGGCGAGCCUAACCUGUUUCCUGGACCCAUUGAUAACUCUGGACUCUUUGCAGAUCCUGAAAUACAGAUCUUAAAAGAACAUCUCAUUGAUGAGCUGGAUUAUGUGUUGGUUCCCACUGAAGCCUGGAAUAAGCUAGUGAGCUGGUAUGGCUGUGUAGAUGGGCAGCAACCUAUCUUAAGAAAAGUGGUGGAGUACGGCCUGUUUGUGAAGCAUUGCAAAGUGGAAGUUUACCUCCUGGAGCUGAAGCUGUGUGAAAACAGUGAUCCCACCAAUCUGUUGACCUGUUGUUUCAGCAAAGCAGACGCUGUUGCUACCAUUGAGAAGGAAAUGCGACAGCUGUUUAAUAUCCCCAGCGAGAAGGAAACUAGGUUAUGGAGCAGAUAUAUGAGUAACUCCUAUGAACAGGUCAGCAAUCUGGACAGCACUGUACAAGAUGCAGGGCUCUAUCAUGGUCAGGUGCUGUUAAUAGAAGUGAAGAAUGAAGAUGGUACAUGGCCUAGGCAGUCUCUAUCGACAAAAUCAUGCACUGCAACUAGCAGAAAUUGUACUGCUGCUUCAGCAUCAUCACUAAGUUCUUGCUCCUCAGUGUCUGCCUCUUCUGCCAUUGCAAAUGGUGAUAGCAGUAAUUCCUAUGGACUGACCAGCUCCAGCCUUGGUGGGGGAGUCUCCAGCGCUUCCUACAACUCUUACAGCUGCAUGGAGUCCCCUUCCCAGUCACAGCCUGGCAUCUGUGGUCUCAGUAACCUGGGAAACACCUGCUUCAUGAACUCUGCAUUGCAGUGUUUGAGCAACACCCCACCUCUGACGGAGUAUUUCCUGGAAGAUCGAUAUGAGGCGGAAAUAAAUCAUGACAAUCCUCUGGGGAUGAGAGGGGAAAUUGCAGAGGCGUAUGCAGGACUCAUUAAGCAGAUGUGGUCUGGGAGACACUCUCACGUGGCACCACGUAUGUUCAAGGUCCAGGUUGGCCGUUUUGCCCCUCAAUUCUCAGGGUACCAGCAGCAAGAUUCUCAGGAGCUCUUGGCAUUCCUCCUGGAUGGCUUGCACGAGGACUUGAACCGUGUGAAGAAGAAGCCCUACUUGGAGCUCAAGGAUGCCAAUGGCAGGCCUGAUUCGGUGGUAGCGAAGGAAGCCUGGGAGAAUCAUAGAUUAAGGAAUGACUCUAUCAUCGUGGAUAUUUUUCAUGGCCUUUUCAAAUCCACCCUGGUCUGUCCAAAAUGCUCUAAAGUUUCUGUGACUUUUGACCCUUUCUGCUAUUUAACUUUGCCACUGCCCUUGAAGAAAGAUCGUUCCAUGGAUGUUUCUGUGGUGUUUGCAGACCCACAUCGUAGACCUACUCAGUAUCGGGUAGUUGUGCCAACGAUGGGAGCAGUAUCUGACCUGUGUGAAGCGCUCUCCAAACUCUCCAAGAUCCCUGCAGGAAAUAUGGUGGUGACAGAUGUUUAUAAUCACCGGUUCCACAAAAUUUUCCAAAUGGAUGAAGGGUUAAGUCACAUCAUGCCAAAAGACAACAUCUUUGUGUAUGAGGUGUGCAAGCCGGGUGUGGAUGGCGUCGAGAGCGUCACUCUCUCUGUGUACUUCAGGGACAAGAGACUAAGGCAGUCCGGCACUUCUGGGGCUGUGCUUUGUGGCCAGCCCCUGCUCAUCUGUGUGCCAAAGCACAAACUCACACUGGAUCACUUGUACAGUGUUCUCUUGGAGCAGAUUGGCCGCUACCUUAAAUUCCCUCCGGCCAAGGAAUCGUCUCGUGUGUGCCAGGAUGCUGGGAUCUGCAAUGGUUCCAGUGGUGGCUGCGAAGUUGAAGAGAUGGAGCAUCAGGACGGAGAUGAGGAAUGCAGGACAAAAGCACCCGAGACAGACUCCUGCCAGUCGCAGGGCUGUGCGCAAGAUUCGCCGGGGAAGGAAGGGCAACAUUGCAAGAAGCCUCUCUUCACCUUUAGCCUGGUGAAUUCCUACGGGACCUCGGAGAUUAACUCAGUUGUGACCGAGGGAAAACUUCUCCAGCUGAACUCGCACGCCACACUAGCUAUCGACUUGGAGCCACACACCUGGGAGCUGCUGUCUGAGGAGCAGGAGUCGCAGGCCUUUGACAAGGAUGUCAGUGUGCUGCACUCGCAGAAGAAGAAAACUCCUGUAGCUCUUAAAGACUGUAUAGAACUCUUCACUACAAUGGAGACGCUUGGUGAACAUGACCCCUGGUACUGCCCUAACUGCAAGAAGCAUCAGCAGGCCACAAAGAAGUUUGAUCUGUGGUCUUUGCCCAGGAUUUUGGUGGUGCAUUUAAAACGCUUCUCGUACAACAGAUACUGGAGGGAUAAGCUUGACACUGUGGUUGAAUUCCCCAUCAGGGAUUUGAGCAUGUCCCCGUUUGUCUGUGACCCGACUGCUGAUCCGUACGUGUACGACCUCAUCGCCGUAUCCAAUCACUACGGGGCCAUGGGAGUAGGCCACUACACUGCCUAUGCCAAGAACGAUGUGAACGGCAGAUGGUACUACUUCGACGACAGCAGCGUGUCGCUGGCUUCGGAAGAUCAGAUAGUGACAAAAGCCGCGUACGUGCUGUUCGGGACAGCAGGCCUCCUGCAGCCCCAUCUCCGCCUGCAGAGCGCGAGCCGGCGUCGGCCGCGUGUGACGGCAUGGAUACCAACUGAGUCCUGCUGGCUCUGCGCUGUUCGAUGCCUUGUCUGGAGCAUCUGGCAGUCGCUGCUCUGCCUUGGGUGGGGUUCUCAAGCAGGAGCCCUAGGGUGGGGGUUGUGCCCGGUGUCGAGAGAACACGGGAGCUAAGCAUGAGCCGACAGUGGGGGCGUAGAGGCCAUUCUAGACAGCAAAGCUUCAAUAUGUUUUAGUCAAUCCGGGUGGCUGGAGCUGGGGGAGGCGGGGCUGGGGCAGGGCGGGUGGCUGCAGGGUCUUGCAGAGAUGACAGGUGUCAUUUGGGCACAUUGUCAUGCCUGAUCUGCAUAGCUGUCACGCCCUGAGCGAGUCUCUGUCUCAUCCUAUUAGGCUGAGUGUGUGAGAUUCCUGCCGCGCCUCUGCCCCACUCCCCGCUCUGCAUGGCUGCAGCGCCCGGGCCUCUUUUCUGCCUUUGCACCUUCUUUUCCUGUGCGUUUGCUCUGGGCCCUGUCUGUGGGUGACCUCUGUGCUGCAGCUGAGCAGGGGCUUUCCCACGUGCAGACAGUGCAUCGUUCUGGCCCCACAAAAGUAGGAAAUUCAUCGGAGCUGAAAUGGCCACCACCCUGUGCUCUCCUUCUCCCCCUCCCCCCACACGAAAACCUUGUUGGUUCAGUGCACCAGGGGGCCCGGCUGCUGGGUAGGCAGCCUGGCAUGCCAUCCUCCCCGAUGCUAACCCCUGCCCAGCAGCAGGCUUUCUCCCUCGCCAUACCAACCUUUCUCUCUCCUCCUCCGCUGUCCACGUGGCUCCCGUCCCGUCCCAGCCCUGCCCAGCCCUCCUGCUGCUUUUCCUAGCUGUUAAAAGGGAGGAGGAAAGGCACUGGCUGGGAACGCCGGACAGGGUUAGAGCUGCAUUCACUAGGCUUGCUGUGCAGAAGGCAGCUGCUGUGUGCCCAGCCCUCUGGUUAGCAGCACACACAGUUAGCAUAGAGAGGAUCUCUUGGGGCACUGAGCUUUGAGUUUUUAGCUCCUAACUGCUGAUGCUUCUGCCGUUUGGUUCUUGGUUUGUUUGGGUUUUUACAUCUUGCUAAGUGGAUAUUGUUUCUCCCUCUCUAGGGGCUAAGUUUGAACUGUAGCACUGCACUGGGUUUUUUGUUUGUUUAUCAUCUUUGUGCAUUUUCCCCUCAAUACCCUUAAAGUAAAAAUUUGGGGAGACGGGGAAAAGAAAAGAUCCUAUUAAAAAUGAAGAAUAUAAUGUAACAAAUGUGCUUCCCCCUCCAUAUUGACACAAGAAACCUGGCCACUUUUUUGUAUGCUCAGACUGAAAAACAUCCAUCAGGCUGAAUGGCUGAUUCUGGACCCUGAAUUGAAAUCUCUUCCAAUACACUGCAGCAGAAAGGGUGACAGGAAUCUGGCUGUCUGCCUGGCAGCUGAUCGGGUUCUGACUGGCGUGUACAUUCUGUAUCAUGUCAAAUGGGUUUUUAAGACUGGCACUUUGUAAGUGGCUGACUUUAUUGUACCAGGAGGAAUAAAGAAGAGUGGUUUGCACUGCAGU